AUGUCGUUUGCCCCGUUUGUUGGUGUAAACCACCAUGGCCAGUCAAUUAUUUUGGGGGCUGGCUUGAUUUCGAGUGAGGAUACUGAGACAUUCACCUGGUUGUUUCAAACGUGGUUGAAUUGUAUGGAUGGUGACGCUCCAAAGGCUAUUAUCACUGAUCAAGAUAGGGCCAUGAAAAAUGCUAUCGCGCUUGUCUUUCCAAAUAGUCGGCACAGAUUUUGUUUAUGGCACAUAUUGAAAAAAUUACCUGAGAAGUUAGGUUCACAUGGUGCUUACAAAACUGGGUUGAAAAGUCAGUUGUUAAAUUGUGUGUAUGACUCGCACACAACAGAGGAGUUUGAGAGAUCUUGGGCAGUGAUAAUUGAGACGUACAACUUGCAGGAGAAUGCUUGGUUGCAGAGUUUAUACGUUGAGCGUAUGUAUUGGGCACCCACAAACUUAAAAGAAUUUGUUGAUCAAUUCGAUAAUGCAUUGAGGAAGAAGAUUGAGAAUGAAAAUGCAGCGGACUUCCACUCCUUCAACACCGCAAUUCCAGUCAUCUCUCCCUCUCCACUUGAGAAGACAUUUCAGAACAUAUACACUUGCAAUAAAUUUAGAGAAGUCCAGAAAGAAGUGAUGGGGAUGCUUUCAAGUCUUCCAACUCUACACCUGAAGGAUGGUGUAAUUGCUACGUACCAUGUAGAAGAUGAAGUGGAUAUUGAUGAUUUCAUCAAAGAGGUGACCCAUACGGUGUAUUUUAAUGAGGUCGAAUGCGAUGUGAAGUGUUCAUGUGCCUUGUUCGAGAUGAGAGGCAUAUAG
Carya illinoinensis is the source of this 798-nucleotide messenger RNA. RefSeq names its product protein FAR1-RELATED SEQUENCE 4-like. NCBI's taxonomy places the organism in Eukaryota, Viridiplantae, Streptophyta, Magnoliopsida, Fagales, Juglandaceae. The coding region runs from base 1 to 798 and encodes 265 amino acids. The transcript is spliced from 2 exons. The record is from RefSeq and is a predicted model, not a curated record.